AUGGCAGAAAGAAUGAUAUCGGAUUUCGUGGAACCCUUCAGGGAUCAUGGAAACAUGGUUCCUUUCGGUAAAAAAGAUGGUCCUACCCAAUUUCCAACCAAUCCUGGUUAUUACGACGUGGGAUGUUUACAUCCUUUGGACUUACGCCCAUCGACCCUCCAGGAAGAAAACGGUGGAAGAACAAGUCGAAUAUAUGAAGAGUCUGGUACUCUUGGCAAAGGAAAUAAUAAAUAUGCAACCAAACUUAAAUUUGCGGUGAACAUAAAAGGGAAAGUUAGUGAAAUGUAUAUACAGUGCGUCAAUCCACCAAUGAAUGUGGAGUCAACAAAAUCAAGAGUGAACAAUAUGAAGACGUUGAAAUGGGCAUCAAAAGUGGAAAACUUUCUAACAAAGAAGCAACAAUGCAUGUACAGGCAUCAAUUGGGGAAUUGUUCAGAGGCGGUAUCCUGUGAAGCAUGGAGUGGACGACCGAAGUCCCGUCAGAAAAAUGUCGACUUGUACACACGCACUCUCUUCCUCAAGAAUUUGACAAUACUGGAUCCAUUUGCAGACGACAUUGGUGGUAACGAAAUUGAUAUCGCGAGCGUUGCAGGUUUUGGAUUCAAUCACAUAAUCGUUAUUGGGGAGUUUCGUUAUGGAAUGACAUUUUUAGAUUUUCCAAAACAUUAUAAAGAAGAUGGAGAACUGGCAUGGUAUGAGAAAAAUGGAAUUGUAUACGAAUAUAUUAUGAAACCUCAACGUAUAUCUACACUAUCACUACUACCAAAAAGGGAAAAAAGGGAAAGAACUCGAAGAAAAACAAAUAAUCAAUAUGGUUAA
Molecule: messenger RNA, 819 nt
Organism: Funneliformis geosporum
Lineage: Eukaryota; Fungi; Glomeromycota; Glomeromycetes; Glomerales; Glomeraceae
Source: the annotation of a GenBank genome assembly